Messenger RNA from Lycium barbarum (goji berry), 1714 nucleotides. RefSeq names its product zeatin O-glucosyltransferase-like. The record is from RefSeq and is a predicted model, not a curated record. Gene Ontology annotation, molecular function: UDP-glycosyltransferase activity. Lineage: Eukaryota; Viridiplantae; Streptophyta; Magnoliopsida; Solanales; Solanaceae. The transcript has a single exon. The coding region runs from base 106 to 1530 and encodes 474 amino acids.
AACUCACCUUGAGCUUACCAAAAAGCAACUAAAAUUUGCUCAAACAUUUCUUACUCUUUCCUUCUUCCUUUCCUUUCAUUCACACUUCUCUUUCAAAGAAAAAAAAUGACAACAGCAACAACAACAACAAAACAUGUAGAUCAACAAUGUCAACAACAAGAAGACGUUGUUGUAGUCAUAGUUCCUCUUCCUGCACAAGGCCAUCUCCAUGCAUCCCUCGAACUCGCCCGCCGCCUCUCCUCCAACCUCCCCGUUUACUACGUGAGCACCACUGCUCACGUACAUCAAGCUCAGUUGCGAGCACGCGACUGGGACCCCCUAAAAAGUACCCCAAACCUCAUUUUCUCCGAAUUCCACGUGUCAUUCGAUAUCCCUCCUCCGAACCCUAACGCAUGCAUUAAAUUCCCUUCACAACUAGUCCCUGCAUUUAACUCCUCUCUCCAACUACGCGAACCUGUUACAGACCUCGUUAGAAAAAUGGCACGAAUAUCGAGGAAAGUCGUCGUGAUUCAUGAUUUCCUAACUUCUUAUGUUGUUCAGGAGGUACCCAAGAUACCUAAUACUGAGUGCUACUGUUUACACACUGUUUCUGCAUUUGUUGUAUUUUCUUACAUUUGGGAUGCGGUUAAACCAGUUGUACCUCCUGAAGUGGAAGUUGUACUUAAACAACUUCCAUCUCUCGAAGGGUGUAAUUCUCCUGAACUGGAAGAAUUUGCUCAGAAACAAAUAGAUGCUAGGGUUUAUGGUGCUGGAAAUAUUUUCAGUACAUCUCGAGUUAUCGAAGGAUUGUAUCUUGAUCUACUAGAAAAAAUGUCUGGUCAUAAGGAUUUUAAACAUUGGGCUCUUGGUCCAUUCAAUCCUGUAGAACUUGAAACUCCAACAACUGUCGUUAACCGCCAUUAUUCUCUAGAAUGGCUCGAUAAACAGCCUGUAAACUCGGUGAUUUUCGUUUCAUUUGGAUCAACAACUUCGUUAUCUGAAGAGGAAAUCAAAGAGCUAGCUUUUGGGUUGGAGCAGAGUCAACAACAAUUUAUCUGGGUCCUGAGGGACGCAGAUAAAGGAGAUAUAUUCUCAGGUGACGUACGAAAAUGUCAAUUGCCUGAAGGAUACGAGGAGAGGGUAUUGGAAAGAGGGCUCGUGAUGAGAGAUUGGGCCCCGCAAUUGGAAAUUUUGGGACACGUGUCGACAGGUGGAUUCAUGAGUCAUUGCGGGUGGAAUUCUUGCAUGGAGAGUAUUUCAAUGGGAGUGCCAAUUGCCGCGUGGCCAAUGCAUUCUGAUCAGCCUAGAAAUGCUCUAAUGAUAACUGAAGGGCUGAAAAUCGGGAUAUCGGUGAGAGAAUGGGAGAAAAGAAAUGAAGUGGUGAAUGCAGAAACUGUUGAGAAAGCUGUGAGAACAUUAAUGAUGUCGCCGGAGGGAGAGGAGAUGAAGAAGAGAGCUGUAGAGCUGAAGGAAGCAGUGAAGUUGUCAGUGAUGGAGGGUGGUGUAACUCAGAAGGACAUGGAAUCUUUUGUUGCUCACAUCACUAGAUAAAAAAUCCCCCCCCCCCCCCCCCCCCUUCUUCCCCUUUCCCCUUUAAAUGGUGUGUAUUUCCCUCCUUUUUUUUUAAAUAACAAUGAUGUUCAGGCUAAUUUGUGAGUAUUUAAAACUUUUUAUGGUUUAUCUUUUAUCAAUAUAAGUAUUGAAUAACUCUAAUAUAUCAGUUUUGUUUCCCUAU